ACUGGACACUGCUGGCACAGGAUACACUGUGCUGCAAUGCUGGCAGCUGCUCAGGCAGCCUCCAACACUCCUCUUCGCUGGGCUCGGCUCCUGGGGACAGCACGGCGUGCCAUGGCUACCAGCCUGCUCCGCGUGUCCCCUCCGGAGGAGCUGCUGCGACCCCUGGCUGUGCCGGAGCGGCUGCUGCUCGGGCCGGGGCCCAGCAACGUGCCCCGCCGCAUCCGGGCUGCGGGAGCUCUCCAGCUCCUGGGCCACAUGCACCCUGAGGUGCUGCAGGUGAUGGAUGAGAUCAAGGCAGGCAUCCAGUACGCCUUCCAGACACACAACAGGCUGACCCUGGCCGUCAGUGGCAGCGGCCACUGUGCCAUGGAGGCUGCCCUCUUCAACCUGCUCGAGCAAGGUGACACCGUGCUGGUGGCCAUCAAUGGCAUCUGGGGACAACGUGCUGCUGAUAUUGCCAGGAGGAUGGGAGCCAAUGUCUGUGAGCUGCUGAAGCCCCCGGGCAAGUACUUCACUCCACAAGACAUUGAGCAGGGCCUGGUGCAGCACAAACCUUUGGUGCUCUUCAUCACCCACGGCGAGUCCUCCACAGGGGUGCUGCAGCCACUGGAGGGGCUGGGCAAGCUGUGCCACCGGCAUGGCUGCCUGCUGCUGGUGGAUGCUGUGGCAUCGCUUGGGGGAGCCCCCAUCUUCAUGGACCAGCAGGAGAUCGAUGUCCUGUACUCGGGGUCCCAGAAAGUCCUCAACGCACCCCCUGGCAGUGCCCCCAUCUCAUUCAGUGAGAGAGCCAGGGAGAAGCUGCUGAGGAGGAAGACGAAGCCCCCAUCCUUCUAUCUGGACAUGGGAUGCUUGGCAAAGUACUGGGGCUGUGACGGGGAGCCGCGGAGGUACCACCACACGGCACCCAUCAACAGCUUCUUCAGCCUGCGGGAGGGUUUGGCCUUGCUGGCAGAACUGGGUCUGGAGAGCUCCUGGGAGCGACACCGGGCCAACUGCACCCUGCUGUGCCAGGGGCUGCUCGACAUGGGGCUGGAGCUCUUUGUGGAGGAGGAGAAGGCCAGACUUCCCACCAUCACCACCGUCAGGGUGCCCGAGGGCUACAACUGGAAGGACAUCACUGCCUUCCUGAUGGACAACCACGGCGUGGAGAUCGCUGGGGGCCUGGGCCCCACGGUGGGCAAGGUCCUGCGCAUCGGCCUCAUGGGCUGCAACUCAACCAGGGACAACGUGGAGCGAGUGCUCGGAGCCCUGCGAGACGCCCUCCAGCGCUGCGGCCGCAGCCGGCUGUGAGCACCCUGCCGGGGGAGGUGGCCUGGCACUGCCUGGCAUGCCUGGCAGCAGAGGGACUCCACCGCCUCCCUGGGAUGCUGGCAGGAGCCACGGCAACAUCCAGCAAGCCAAGGCACUUGGAAAGGAGCUGGGAUAGCAGGGGGCAUGGAGGAGAGGGCUGCGCUCAGCAGAUGUGAGACGUGGCUCAAAACCAUUCCUCCCAUCACCCUCCAAUGGCCUGGCCCCUCAGUUCUUUCCCUUCCCCUGGCCCCAGGGCAUGGUGACCCUCAGCAAGCUGACAGAGGGCUGGAUGCAAGGUCUGACCACAGGUCUCUACCCCUCCCAUCACCAACAACCCCAGCCUUGCCCAGCCUGCUGUGCAGAAUGCCAGCCAUCCUCCUCCAGGUUCUGUGCCAUGCAGCACCCAAUGCCCAGCUCCACCAGGGGCUGUGUAUGCUCCCCCCAGCUCCACCAGGGGCUGUGUAUGCCCUCCCCAGCUCCACCAAGGGCUGUGUAUGCCCUCCCCAGCUCCACCAGGGCUGUGUAUGCCCUUCCCAGCUCCACCAAGGGCUGUGUAUGCCCUCCCCAGCUGCAGCAGAUGUGCUCUCUCCCCUGUACCACCUUUCCUCAAUAAAAGGACCCAGCAGCAUGCUG
Serinus canaria (Common canary) is the source of this 1923-nucleotide messenger RNA. RefSeq names its product alanine--glyoxylate aminotransferase (gene AGXT). The record is from RefSeq and is a predicted model, not a curated record. Bases 37 to 1290 code for a protein of 417 amino acids. NCBI's taxonomy places the organism in Eukaryota, Metazoa, Chordata, Aves, Passeriformes, Fringillidae. Gene Ontology annotation, cellular component: peroxisome. Gene Ontology annotation, molecular function: L-serine:pyruvate transaminase activity; L-alanine:glyoxylate transaminase activity. The transcript has 11 exons.